Molecule: messenger RNA, 318 nt
Organism: Aspergillus heteromorphus CBS 117.55
Lineage: Eukaryota; Fungi; Ascomycota; Eurotiomycetes; Eurotiales; Aspergillaceae
Exons: 2
Coding region: 1-318 (105 amino acids)
Biological process (GO): mitochondrial respiratory chain complex IV assembly
Cellular component (GO): mitochondrion; mitochondrial inner membrane
Source: RefSeq, a predicted model, not a curated record
AUGUCCGCCUUCCUCCGCAAACUCACGGGGGGUAACCUCGAAGUCUUCAAGUUCGGCACGUACAUCAUCUUCCCCAUCGGCUGGAUGUACUACUUCGGCACGAACCUCGACGACCGGUUCAGCGUGCCGGGCUUCUGGCCCACAGCCGAACAAUCGCACAAGAUCCCCCUGGACAAAGAAGAAAUCGACCGCGAGCUGGCGCGCAUGCGCAUGGUGGAUGCUGUUAAGCGCGAGAAGCGACAGCGGGAGGCUGCGGCGUUGGAGGCUCAGGCUCAGGCUCAGGCUCAGACACAGGCUGAGUCCGUGAAGGCGGAGUAA